UAGACGCCCCUUGCAUAUAGAGAGCCACCAAAACUUGCUCUCUCUGGCUCUCCGUCUGGUUCGUCGGAAUUGAAUUGGAGAAGUACAAAGAAUCUGCAAGGCAAUACAAAAAUGGUGAAUGAGAAAUCGGUUAUGGCCGUCAUCAGGGCAACUAGGCCUACCUUUCGCAAUGACAACGACAAGGUCGCGUUUGCGGUUCACGCCAUAUUUCUCGCCUCCGGCUGCGUGCUCACUGCCACCGGACCUCCUGCUUUUACUGACGCCGCCUUUUCUUCUCCCUCAAAGGAUGAAAUUAGUAUCGAGGGCUGGAACGAAUUAGAGGAUGAGUACGCAUACGUUUACGCAAACCUUGAAAAGGAUUCUAACUGGAAGAAAGUGAUAGUGAAGUGCCUGGUGAUGAACGGGAAAUUGCUUAUUGAUGCCUUGACUGAUGAGAAUUCCGAGCCACUCCAUCUUGAAAUUGACGUUGAAGAAAUCGUCAAUCCGAAUGGGGGAAGUAACUAUUCAACGCAGUACAGAAAUUUGGAUACCCUGGUGAAACGCUUGGGCUUGGGAAUAUUGUCAAAAUUGGGUGGUUCUUCGAAAGCCACGACAAGUAAUCCAGCAAGGGCUGAGAGUGAGAGUAGUGAAAGAUCAUCUGUAGUUGUAAAUAAGCCUACUUCUGGAAUUCCUGAGCUUCCUGGUCCACUGCUCGAUCCUUCCGGAGUUGUAAUUCCUCCUAUUAAUCCCCUUGGUGGUGGCGAUCUUUUCCCUGGACCCGGUGCUGAAAUGUACCCUGCUGGAGGUGGUUUCAGCGGCGAUGGAAGCAUGCUUUUAGGACCGAAUGACCCGCGAUGGUUAGGAAUUGGUAUAGGACCUGGAUUUGAAGGCGGGCAGCCGGGUGUUCCUCCAGGUGCUCGUUUUGAUCCAUAUGGUCCACCUGGUGUUCCUGGUUUUGAACCCUUUCGGUUUGUUAGGAAUCCUGGGAGACCUGGAGGGGGAACUCAUCCGGACCUGGAGCAUUUUGGAGACGGUUCAGAUUUCAUAUAGUCCGCCAUAGUUAUAAAGCUCUGAAAGUUGUUCAAAGUUCCUUUUUUCGUAUGUUUUAGGUGGCCAGUAAUGACUGUAUGUACGGUGAAUAUAGGAAUGGUGUUUACUGAAUUUUACGUGUCAAAAAACAUUUUAACUUCAAACUUUUACACCCAUAUAAAUAAUAAUGUA
Messenger RNA from Cucurbita maxima (winter squash), 1200 nucleotides. Its product is annotated as probable proteasome inhibitor. The transcript is spliced from 10 exons. The coding region runs from base 112 to 1029 and encodes 305 amino acids. Gene Ontology annotation, biological process: proteasome-mediated ubiquitin-dependent protein catabolic process. Lineage: Eukaryota; Viridiplantae; Streptophyta; Magnoliopsida; Cucurbitales; Cucurbitaceae. Gene Ontology annotation, molecular function: endopeptidase inhibitor activity; proteasome binding. The record is from RefSeq and is a predicted model, not a curated record.